AGUAACUUUUCAGUAACUGCCGCUUAUUCUACGGCACCUACUAUUCAAGCAUUUUAAGUUCAUAAAUUAAAUCUAGUCAAAAUGCCGAAAGAAUGUUUCGAUGGAAUAAGUGAUGCCACCUCUGAUGAAAACAAUCAAGACAACAGUGCGAUUAAUAGCAAUAGGAUUCAAGAAAUUGACCAAUUUUAUGCAAACAUUGACAGCAAGCUUCGAAAAUCUAUCCAAGAACUGGCUCAGGCUGUUAGAAGCGAUUCGAAGUCUUUCAAAUUGAAUGUAACUUGCUCAGGGUAUUUCAAAAAGACGCUUGAGACAGUUUUCAACUCGAUUAAUGACAAAAUGCAGGCUGAUGUGAAGUAUGCUGAAGCUUUAUUGUCGGAUACAGAUUAUGUGGCCUAUUCUGAGCAGUUCACAGUGCUAAUGGGCCAUGGAAGGGUCAAGGAGAAGCAAACGUACGCGGAGUGGAAAGAUCAGUUCGACGGGAUGAUCCAAGAAAUAGAAUCGAUGCAGAAGACUCUCACGGCACAAAUAACACAGAUGACCAAGUUUCUCGAACAGUAAAAAAUUAUUCAUCUAUCGAUGAGUUGAGAGAGAUCAAA
Molecule: messenger RNA, 596 nt
Organism: Symsagittifera roscoffensis
Lineage: Eukaryota; Metazoa; Xenacoelomorpha; Acoela; Convolutidae
Exons: 3
Coding region: 82-558 (158 amino acids)
Source: RefSeq, a predicted model, not a curated record